CGCACCUGCAAAAAGAAAUCAAGAAGCCAGAUCACCCCACCACCCUAUUUCUACGCAACACAGUCCAUUCCUUUGCUCCAGGCAUGUUGCACGGUUGAGGGUCCAUUCAUUAUUCCACUGUGCAAGUCACCUCCAGACCAGAGGCAAUUGCCCGCCCAGGAGUCGCCCCCCAUGGUUUUUCCUACUCCCUGUCACUCCUCCCUAUACCAAAUUUCUUCCCGGUUGCAGCUCUUUUGGGGUGAAAACCUCACAUUUGGGGUUUUCACCCCUCCCAUUGCGAUCAGUCUUACCAAGGUCAGUUCGUUGGUGACGGGCAGUCCGGUGACGGUGGCAUUAGAGCAGUAGGUCAGCCCCAUUGACCAGCAUGUCAUUCUAUCACCCUAUAAUAGUAUUUUAUUCAAUUACAAAAAAAAAUAGCUUCUAUCUUUGGAAAAUGACAUUGUUUUGGUUGUGGAAAACUCCUAUUUUUUUAAGAUAGGCAUUUUUUGAAGUGCCAUGUUCCCAACU
Cuscuta europaea is the source of this 507-nucleotide messenger RNA. Lineage: Eukaryota; Viridiplantae; Streptophyta; Magnoliopsida; Solanales; Convolvulaceae. The record is from the annotation of a GenBank genome assembly.